AUGUCGCUUCAAACUGUUAUCAUUCAGAACCAGCAAACGGUUGCUUUCCUCGGCGCUAAAGACUACUGCAGUGCAGUUGUGUCAUCUUCGUCUGCAUUAGAGAGCCUUGGUAGCAUCUCAUCAACACAACAAGACAACAUCCUUCUUCCAGCAAGAAGAAGAAUCUCCUCCUCACAUGAAGAAAGCUCAAUCGAUCAGUGCAUGCUUCAGACUAACAUUUGGGAAGACGAUCGUGCAUUUGUCCCUGACAACUUUAUGUACACCCAUCCCAUUCCAUUGCCUCCAAACGUCGCUGAGCAUGACAUGAUAACAUCCGUUCUCAUUUUCAAUGCAGCGCUUGCUCACCACUUAAUGGCAGGACUAGACAACGAAUGGUCACCUAGAUUCCUUCAUAGGGCAAAGCAAUUGUAUACAUUGGCAUACAACUCGUCAAAAGAUAUCGAGCAGAAUCCUUUGUUUCUCUUUGCGUUAUAUAACAAUACUGCAUUGGUCAAUCUGGUGCAGACUGGCGACAAGGACUCUUGGAACCCCUGCGUUGAGCAUUUGGUUUACAUCUACAUGGUCAUGGUGGAUGAAGGUGACACUUCGCGACUACACCACCUCCGCGGUUUUCUCGAGAGCCUCGUAGCUAGCAUGCCCACUGCGGCCGCGGCUUGA
This is a messenger RNA of Cylindrotheca closterium, 657 nucleotides long. Lineage: Eukaryota; Bacillariophyta; Bacillariophyceae; Bacillariales; Bacillariaceae. The record is from the annotation of a GenBank genome assembly.